AUGCAAGACACUAUUGGAAUUCCUGCUUGCUUCUCCGCCGCCGAUGACCACACGGCGGUAACAAGGUCAGGGCAGAGUCUUUUCAUGUCCGUAUACCGAACAAAGAUCGCCGAUCAGUGCCGCUCAAUCACCAUUACUUGGUGCAAGAAUCUGUUACUCCAUGGCCUGUCAGUAUCGGUGGAAAGCCCGAACAGAGAAAGCCAGUAUACCUGCAAAGUUGAGCUGAAGCCAUGGUACUUCUGGAGAAAACAAGGCUCCAAGCGAUUUAUUUUGGAAGGUAAAGCUGUUGAUAUCUUCUGGGAUCUUAAGGCUGCAAAGUUCAAUGGCGAAACAGAGCCGAGCUCAGAGUAUUAUGUUGCAGUUGUUUGCGAUGAAGAGGUUGUGCUUCUCCUUGGGGAUCUAAAGAAAGAUGCGUACAAGAAGACUGGCUGUAGGCCGGCUCUUAUUGAUCCCAUCUUGGUUUCAAAAAAGGAGCACAUAUUUGGUAAGAAAAGGUUUUCUACAAGAAUCAAAUUCCACGAGAAAGGUAGCUUUCAUGAAGUCUCAAUUGAGUGCAAGAACAAAAGCAGUGGAAAUUGUUUGAAUGGGGUUGAGCCAGAGAUGGAGAUUAGAAUUGAUGGGCUUUUGGUGAUUCAUGUCAAGCAUCUUCAGUGGAAAUUUAGAGGUAAUGAGUCUAUACAUGUCAACAGAAUGAGAGUGGAGGUAUAUUGGGAUGUGCAUGACUGGCUCUUUAGUCCUGGUUUAAGGCAUGCCUUGUUUAUUUUUAGGCCAAUUCAGUCAUCUAUAUCUCUGUCAUCGCUAUCAUCUUCAUCGUCACCACCUCUGUCUUCGCCAUUGUCAUCUCAGACAGAGAGUUCUGUGUCAUUUGAAGGGUUUAGUGCAAGUGGGUCAUCUGAGUUUUGCUUGUUUCUUUAUGCCUGGAAGGUUGAAUGA
Molecule: messenger RNA, 933 nt
Organism: Alnus glutinosa
Lineage: Eukaryota; Viridiplantae; Streptophyta; Magnoliopsida; Fagales; Betulaceae
Exons: 1
Coding region: 1-933 (310 amino acids)
Source: RefSeq, a predicted model, not a curated record